This is a messenger RNA of Hypoxylon trugodes, 2041 nucleotides long. RefSeq lists its product as uncharacterized. The transcript has a single exon. The record is from RefSeq and is a predicted model, not a curated record. NCBI's taxonomy places the organism in Eukaryota, Fungi, Ascomycota, Sordariomycetes, Xylariales, Hypoxylaceae. Bases 593 to 1480 code for a protein of 295 amino acids.
AACUCAACUAGAUUCGGUCCUCUUUUAGGCUUGUUGGUCAGUUCAACGUAACGAUACACCUGCGACUUGGAGACGGCGCCCCGCGAUCUCACAGGAUCAAAUCAGUUGUCUCGGCAAAACCGCCCACUGUGUCCACCUGCCUAAUCAGGGUAACAUUGUGCCCUGCACCAGCUGCUGUUGAGCGCUUCCAAAACUGGCACCCAGCACAGACCUAAGUACCCGGUAGAUAGACAUAAGUCGCCGUGUGCUUCUAUCACAUUACCCGACUUUGUUUAACCAUCAACUCUGGUCGCGAACUUUAGGUUCCUAACUUGCUUCCUCAUCUUCGCCUCAGGAAAGUUUGGUGCUUGAAAGCAAAUUCGCGCGGCUCGGAGAAAGUUAUAGGAUCGCCAAUUUCUUACAGGCCCUUUUUAUAUCGGAGCAUUUUCGCAGCCGCAAUCCCACAUUCAGGUGACACCAACAUAAAUCCGAGCAAACCGGGCCUAGACUUCUCAGUUAUUUAUUUCUCUUCAUACUCUGGAGGAUUUUCAAGGUAGACGACUACUGGUCUCCUAUUCCGUAACGUCGACAAACUUCAAACACAACAGCCAAAAUGUCUCUUGCACGCGCCUUUACAACAAGGCGAAAGCAAGCUUCACAAGACUUCGGUAGCAUAUUACCGCAACGAAGCAACACUACUGCCAAGAACAACAAUGCAGCGAUUCGCACCAAGAUUUCCGGUCCGGUGGAAUUGACACAUACAACCAAUAUGCUCGCAUACAAUGCGCCGGAUCUAUUCCCUCGACCAGAACCUACGCCAACUGAAUCCAGCAAAUCUUCUGAUGAUGACCUUGACAGCCCUCGUACCAGCGCAUCAUCGCCGCCCACAAGCCCCGAUAUACCCUCAGCAGAUCGAUCUGGGUCCCCGGAACCUAACCAUCUUUCAUGCUACUUCGUCGCUCCAGGUGCAAAGUCGCCUUCCGCCACGAACGAGGCACCGGUUAUUCCUAAACGCUCGCCGUCGCACACAAAGAAGGCGUCGAUGGACAACAUAGCGAAUAAGUUUUCGCGCCUUUCUAACCAAUCUAGCAAAUCCGUCUCUACAAAGGCUAGCUUUUCUCUUUCCCGCUCGUCGUCAACAUCGACAACAGCCACCAGUGUCUCAGGAGUCUCUUUCUCGCGAAAGCCGUCGAUAACUGCAGCUUCGGUGCCCGCCAUGCCUCCUAUGGUCACAUCACCACCUCCGGCUCGUCCUACUUUCCGUCGCGAUCUUUCUGACACGCAACAUCCGUUCGGUCCUGAGUUGGCGCAAGUAUCAGAGCUCGCGGAGGAGUUGGGUGUAAAAGAGAAGAUGCAGAUAAUUGAUGAGGAGGAGCAAGAACUUAUUUCCCGAGGACUCUGCAGAUUCCGGCCCGAGGAUUACUUGGCUGAGGUACAAGGGCUCUUCUCGACAUUUUUCAAGCAUGAACCUGCCGGAUUGUCGGCGCCAGUAUGGAUUUAAUCGGCAACCAGAUCACAUUCGACCCAAACCUCGCCGCCGGGGUUUGGUAGGCUAUUUACUAUCUGCGGCAUUUCAAUGUACAUAUUUGGACAGUUGACGUUAUAAGUCAGCGCACGAACACACCAACCGAAAAUGGGCUGGUACAGGGGCCUUCGCGAUCAGAUUUACGAAUCUAGUUGAAGGGGAGUUAUGGUUGCUAUUGCAUUCAAGGCUAGGUGGAAAGAAAGGGGACUAAGGCGUUUGCGAGGCAGAUUUGCGAUUUGUGGUUUAAUACCCCAGGCACCUUGACACCCGAAUUCUUGCGGUCAUUUCUUCUGUUAUUAUUCACGCUUUGAUGGAUUUAGUUCGGACCUGUUGUUUACAAUGUGGCUCUAGUCUAGCUGAGCACGGACAUUCACAACGGUCCAUGUGGUUAUACACCCAUUCUCUGUAUGAAUCGUUUUACGUAGCCUCACACGACUAGUGGAAUAUUAGAUGCGCAUAGAGACAUGAGAAACUCAUUUUGAUUAAUAUUGUGCAAUUCGAACCGUACUUCAUUUACCUAGACUAAUGAAAUAGUUA